Uranotaenia lowii is the source of this 1327-nucleotide messenger RNA. RefSeq names its product GILT-like protein 2. The transcript is spliced from 5 exons. Bases 577 to 1248 code for a protein of 223 amino acids. Lineage: Eukaryota; Metazoa; Arthropoda; Insecta; Diptera; Culicidae. Gene Ontology annotation, molecular function: oxidoreductase activity, acting on a sulfur group of donors, disulfide as acceptor. The record is from RefSeq and is a predicted model, not a curated record.
AGACGAGAUUGUCUGUCUGAUCUGGUUCUAGCGAACGAACGAAGCAGGCUUAUCACAUCAGUUAUUCAGUUCUAUGGAAAUACCGAAGCGUGAAACAUCAUCGUGUUGUGGCCUACUACGCUCGAUUGUACGCAAUCAAAUCCGUCCGAGUUGUGUUGAUUCGUUUAGUCGAACCGAUUAGGAAGAAGUAGGAGGCCAACUUUCAGUAGCAGCCGUCUGGUGAGUGGGGUUGCCUUGGCGUGGUUACCACCAUCAUCUUCCUUUUUCGACAAUCGACGGACCCUCCACGGCAGCAUCACGUGCCGGACAUUUACUGUGUGUUUCACUUUCCACGGCCAUUCCGCAUUUGUUUCCUUCCUUCCUUCCGAGGGGCAUUGUUGGUACCCUCUCUCUGCUGCUGCUGCUGCUGAGGAAGAAGAAACCCAAUUGAGAGGAAAGGCCAUUUUUCACGCUUCGGUUAAUUCAAUUUCGAUUCGGCCCCCUUCCUCCGAUCCUCCUUCACGGCCAUUCAGCAGCCAGACCUUUGGGGUAAAGUUCAUCAAAUUACAAAACAGGAAAGCGAAAUAAGAAACCAUCAUGAACUACCGGAACCGGAAGCCGUCACCACCACUGGCGUUCGUCUUCUUCUUCUUCUCAAUGGCCAUUAUUUUCUCAUUAUCGACUGGUGAGCAGCAGAUCGAUUCCAUGUCGACCCCCGGAGAUGAUAAAUUACAAGUGACGGUUUAUUACGAAGCCCUCUGCUAUGAUAGUAUUCAAUUUAUCACGAAUCAACUGGCGCCCAGCUGGGUCAAACGUCGCGGCAAUAUGGACCUCAAGCUGGUGCCCUUCGGGAAGGCUUACAUCGAUGAUUCCAAUGAGGACAAUCCGAGGUACUACUGUCAGCAUGGACAGCGCGAGUGUCAGCUGAACAUUCUGCAUGGCUGUGUGCUGGAUAAGCUGACGCUGGAUCAGGCCUUCCCGGUGAUUGCCUGUCUGAUGAGGGGCUUCCGGACGUCCUUUGAUGAGUGCAUCAGAAAUCACACAGACGUGAAGGCCGACAUUGAAACCUGUGCCGAAGGAAAACGUGGAGCUGCUCUCUUCAAACAGGCAGAAACAGAUACCAAUCUGGUAGCAACUCCUCUGUCCUUUGUUCCAUCUAUCGAAGUCAAUCAUGUCUUCGACUAUUACGAUCAAGACCGUUGGCUGAACAGAUUUGAUCACAGCUUCCAGCAAGACUUUAAGAACAAAUUUAAGAAAUCACUGGUGUGAAACUCCACUUAACAAGCAACAUUAGAAGUGUUCUUUUUUUUUCAACUGUAAACGAGAUAGUCUCAAAUAAAACAAUCAC